CAAUCUGAAGAGAGCAAACUUAACCAUAUUGCACCAAGCCUGUCUACCCGACUGGAUAGAUACAAGGGCUGCAAGGACGAGGCAAAUACAAAGGCUGUGGAGUUCUGAAUCUUCAAUGAGAGCAAAUACUGUGGAGUCCGAGAAACACUGGAUGCAUGAUCGUACGAAGUCUACAUUGAUACUCUCACUCACAAUACAGGACUAGGAUCCCGAAUAUGUCUCUUAAAAUUCCUUUGCUUGUCAUCUUUGUCUGCGGUGCCUGGCAAUGCCGGGCAUAUCCAUCUGGGGCACCCGGGUGUAAACCAAACAGCUUACCGGUAUCUGAGUACGAUUUCAUUCCAUCUCACGGAAGUACUGUAGACGACCAGAACCUCCCGUAUUAUGUAAAUGCAACAAAUUCUGGAAAAGAGUGGACAGUGGUGAUCUGGGCUGAAAAUAGUUAUUUUAAAGGACUUCUCUUACGUGUCAUACCACUGAAUUCCUCUAAUACAGUGACAGGAACUUACGUCACAAUGCCUUCUGAUACCAGAAACUGUUCCGAUUCUGAUGCCACACACACUAAUGCUGAUACUAACCACACGUCAUUGAUGUUUGUAUGGAGACAGAGUGAUGCCAUGACAGGAGAUGUUUAUUUCAAAGCUACUAUUGUGCACACUAAAUCUACAAAUUAUAAAAUAACAGCUUCGUCAGUACCAAAUCCGGGAACUACAGUCACACCUUCAGCCUCAACACAGACAGCGAUAACAAUGUCUACUGCUCCUCAAUCCGGCAUAUCCCCUGAUCCAGAGUGUGGGAGUACCAAAGGUUGUCUAUCAAGCUGCAGUGGAGGGGCGUGUUCUUACCUCAUCACGUGGCAAAAGCGAGGGGAUUUAGUGAGAUUUGAAUUAAUGAUCAUGUCAUCUGAAAACAGAUAUCAAGCCAUUGGAUUUUCUAGUGAUAAUAAAAUGGGCGGCGAUAGCGUGAUGGUGUGUAAAUCAUACGGCGGAACAGUGACGUUUGAAUUAGGACAUACUGUUGGUACAACAUACUCCAACUUACCAAGUUUGACAGGGACGGGUGUCAAUGUCUUGGAAUCCUCGCAAACAGAUGGGAGGGUGAGAUGUGUCAUAGAGCGUACCAUAAAUAGUACUAACUCCUAUGUGUUUAGUUUAACACGAAGCUGGCACCUGUUGAGAGCUAUAGGACCUCUGCCAGGUGGCGCUGUAACCUAUCAUAGUACACGCACUGCCAGCAGUUCCCAAGUUGACUUCCUGUCGGCGUCUCUUAUCACGGAGGAACAGCCGGAUAAUCUUAUGGUCAAAAUACAUGGAUCCUUCAUGAUGAUUGCCUGGGUGAUGUUCUCCAGCAUUGGAAUAGUAACAGCAAGGUUCUUUAAGGACGGAUGGGAGGGCAAGACUCUUAUGGGACAAAAAGUGUGGUUCCAGAUUCAUCGCACGAGUAUGGUUUCUGUAUUUCUCUUCACGGUGUCAGCUUUUGUGGUUAUAUUUGUGGAUGUUGGAGAAUACAGAGAGGUUGUAGUAGCGGAUGACAGAGAUUACCUUAAGUAUCAUCCAAUACUGGGCAUCGUUGUAACCAGUCUUACAGUCAUCAAUCCAAUCAUGUCACUCUUUCGAUGUGCACCAACAGAUAAAAAGCGACCAUUAUUUAAUGUUGCUCACUUCCUUGUGGGAACAGGUGCACAUAUUCUAGCAGCCAUCACAGUUUUAUUCGGCAUGAACAUAGAUAGAUCUAACCUUCCAGUUGAGGCUUCAUACGUCAUGUAUGCUUACAUGGCUGUUUUUGUUGUCAUAGAGAUCACCUUUGAACUUCAUAGAGUAUGUCAAAAAGGUCUUAAUUCUAACAACCAUGUUGCCAUGGAAAUGAAAAAUUUUGGUGACAAGAGCGAAAAAAGCAUUCAGUUUGAAGAAAGUCCGAUGAUUAAAAAAGAAGUGUUCCUAUAUUUCCACAUGUUGCUGAUGGUCGCAUUCUGUGUUUCCAUGGUGGUCAUUUUGAUAACAUCCUAGGGACCACUUCAACGUGUCGUUUGAUUCUAGGAAGCAUUGCGACACGUACUUAUUGGAGUGACACACAGAGAGGGAGUGAUGUUUAUGACACCGUAACAGAGAGGGCCCUUCUUCCUAUCUUCAUACAUUACAUCUUUUCUUUAUAGUGACAACUAUUUUUUUCUUUUUUUAUACUGAUAUUGUUUGACGGGUAUUUUGUGUUAUACAAGAAAACUGUCCUGAAGUUAAUACACCAUACGAAAUAUUAACUGUGUACUUUUGUAUAAAUAUUUAUAUAUCAUACAUGUAUAUAUAAGAUCACUGCUGUAUGGAACCCUUUCCUAGAUUAGCAAUCAUGGCUAAAGUUUGUGUUUUAUUGCAUGUAUUGG
Saccostrea echinata is the source of this 2371-nucleotide messenger RNA. Its product is annotated as putative ferric-chelate reductase 1 homolog. The record is from RefSeq and is a predicted model, not a curated record. Gene Ontology annotation, molecular function: oxidoreductase activity, acting on metal ions. The transcript has 16 exons. The coding region runs from base 216 to 2003 and encodes 595 amino acids. Lineage: Eukaryota; Metazoa; Mollusca; Bivalvia; Ostreida; Ostreidae.